Molecule: messenger RNA, 1761 nt
Organism: Melampsora larici-populina 98AG31
Lineage: Eukaryota; Fungi; Basidiomycota; Pucciniomycetes; Pucciniales; Melampsoraceae
Exons: 6
Coding region: 1-1761 (586 amino acids)
Molecular function (GO): oxidoreductase activity
Source: RefSeq, a predicted model, not a curated record
AUGGCGUCGUCUAAUACCAAUAAUAAAUCUAAUAGUAAUCAUACUAUUAGAAACCCAUUCAAUUCUAUCCUUAAGGCUCAUGAACUCAAUCAAUUUGAGAUCUCAGAGCUUGAAGGAACUCACCAAGUCGUCAUCAUUGGCGCGGGAAUGGCUGGUCUUAGUGCUGCUCUAAAGUUGGCUAAACUUAAUUACAAAGUCAUCAUUGUUGAGGCUAGAGAUAGAGUUGGAGGUCGAAUCGAGACUCGUGAAUUCCAAACUUCUACCAAAUCAAAUGAUAGUGUCAAAGAAGAUCCUAGCCGAAUCGAUCUGGGUGCAAGUUUUCUUCAUGGGAUCGAAGGAAAUCCUUUGAUCGAUCUUAUGAAGGAGUAUAAACAACCCGUGCAUUUCGAGAAUGAGGAGAGCCCAAUGAAGAUAUACUCCUUCGAUGGUCCAGCUCUUCCUGAUAAGUCAACCAAGAAACUUAUAGAUCAUGCGUAUCUUACCUUUUUUGAGUCGGCUCGUAACGAUGCCCAAGCUUCUGAGACUCCAGAUUCGGCUGCUUCAUUAGGUUCCUACUUAUAUGAUCCUCAAUCACCAUUAUUCAAUGUGGCUAGUGGACCAGAGGAUCGUUCAGUUUUAGCACAUUUGGUUGGUGGAUUAGAGAGUUGGACAGGAGCAGCUCUUGAGCAAGUCUCACUUCGUUGGUGGGGAUUUGAACGUGAAUUUAAUGGUAAAGAUGGUGUAGUCACUCAUGGAUACGGUGUACUUGUUAAUUUAAUGGCACAGGAGUUUAUUCGAUUAGGUGGAAAGAUCAUCUUGGGUUACGAAUGUCUUGGAUUAGAAUACGACCUUGAUGCUGGAUUGGUGAAGACUUUAAUCCGUCCAACUUUAUCUGAAUCUUUAGAAGAUAACGCUCAUGCAGAACGGAUACCAAGGCCGGCUGAGGAGGCCGGUUCUAAAUCAAUUCAAGAGGGUGCCGUGAUCAGACUCUCAUCUGAUUAUACUGUCUGCACCCUUCCCUUAGGCGUACUUAAAUCUAUCUUGGUUAAAGAUCAUCUGUUCUUCAACCCUCCUCUGCCUGCUCGUCGAUGUCAAGCUAUUGAACGAAUCGGAUUCGGAUUGCUUAACAAAGUUAUCCUACGAUACGAUCAUGCCUGGUGGCCAAUCGAUGCACCAUGCUCUGGAUCUACUUCAUCGGAUUCUAGUUCAGGAGCUUCGACUCCUUCAAGCGUUUCGCCUUUCCAUGGUCAUCUUCCUAACCAUGCUUCCUUACUUGAAUCUACUAUCUUUGCUACUUCAGUGAAGGUACAGAACUAUGUUCCGAUCACUGGUGAAGCUGCAUUAGUAUUUUUCUUUGGUGCAUCUGCUGGAGAAGCGAUUGAAGAGCUUUCAGAUCAAUCAGUAUCCGAAAUGAUGCACGCUAAAUUGGUGGCUCACUUGGAUGACGCUGAAGAAGAUGAUCGUCAUCUUGAGAUUCCUGAAGGACCAUCUGAAUGUAUUGUGACUCGUUGGAGAAAGGAUCGAUUCUCACUUGGAUCUUAUGCUUUUAUUCCUCCGUUUUCGAAGCAAGCUUCCAACUUGGAUGAACCGGCUACUCCACUUGAUAUUAUGGAGAUGAAUAGACCUUUGUGGAAUGGUAGACUUGGUUGGGCAGGUGAACAUUGUCAAGUUGAUCAUUAUGCUUGUGUUCAUGGACCUCAUCUGAGUGGCUUAGAAGAAGCCGAAAGAAUUCAUGUGGCUAUCCAAGCCAAUACUACCGGUUCUCCUUCCUCCUCUGUCUGA